This is a messenger RNA of Aspergillus japonicus CBS 114.51, 867 nucleotides long. RefSeq lists its product as uncharacterized. NCBI's taxonomy places the organism in Eukaryota, Fungi, Ascomycota, Eurotiomycetes, Eurotiales, Aspergillaceae. The transcript has a single exon. The record is from RefSeq and is a predicted model, not a curated record. Gene Ontology annotation, molecular function: acyltransferase activity, transferring groups other than amino-acyl groups. The coding region runs from base 1 to 867 and encodes 288 amino acids.
AUGACACUCGCCACCCCACCACCGCCCAGCCUUGUCGUUCGAAUCGAGCAGACGGAGGAGACACACGUCGUUCGCCAAGCUGAGGCGCUCCAAGCCCUGUACCCAUCCUGCGAGGUCCUCAUUCAGCACCAGCGUGUAGCCGGAGGCGUCGCCAUCCGUACUCUCCCCCAAUUCGAAGGCAAGCUAAGCCGCAUCGUUGGGCUCGGGCUCCACGGCUCCUUCACAUCACAGGAUCUCUGCAAUCUCGAGUCAACCUACGCCGCAAUCGGUCUGCAUCCGGAAAUCCAUCUGUGCGAGUACGCAGACCCGUCCGCAGGGCAGGUUCUCACUCGUGCCGGGUAUUUCUCCAAGGGGAGGCUGAGCGUGUAUUGCAUGGACCUGGAGGACUCAGAUGGACCGGUCAUCACGCAGAAGGGCCACCAGGGGAAGGAUACCACGGUUAGAGAGGUGGCUUCGGAUGUCGAUCGCGAGCACUUCGUCGCCGCUUCCAUUGCGGGAUUCGCCGAUGGGGGACGCCCCGAGGAGCUGUUGGGCGCCUUGGCGAGGAUUGCGGCCCGGAGAGCCGAUACGAGACUCUACGUCGCGACGACAGACGCCGGGGAAGUGGUCGGCACCGCGGCAUUGGCGGUCCUGGGUACGCAUACUGUAGAGGAGAGCUUCGGGCAUUUGUACUUGGAUAGUACGGUGCCGAUGUCUCGCGGGAGGGGCGCACAUGUGGCGCUCAUCCAGGCGCGUUUGAGGGCUGCCAAAGGCAUGGGGUUGAAGCUGGUGACGCUGAGUACACGGGAAGGCAGUGGAAGUGCCAGAAAUGCAGAAAGGGCCGGGUUUACGGUGGCAUAUCGGAAGGAGGUAUAUGUCAAGGGUUGA